AUGCAAUCCAAGAUCGUCCUCGCCUCCCUCGUCGCCGGCGCCGCCGCCAACAACCUCCUCACCCUCCGCCAGGCCGCCGACCCCCUCGGCUCGCUCUCCAAGGAGUGCCAGGCCGACCUGCAGGAGGUGCAGUCCGCCAGCGACCUGCCCGCCAUCCCCACCGCCUUCAUCUCCGACGCCUUCGCCCAGGCGCAGACGCUCUCCGACCCCUGCGCCUACACGCCCACCGGCUCCGUCGCCGCCGAGUACACCUCCUUCGUCUCCGCCGCCGAGUCCUGGGCCAGCGCCCACACCAGCAUCGCCUCCAAGAUCGAGAAGGACUGCAACGCCGCCCUCCAGAACAUCGCCAACCUCUGCCCGUCGGGAAUGGGCAAGUCGGUGAGCGACGGCGGCGACGCCACGGGUACAGCCGGUGGCACCGGCGGCUCCGGGGCUUCGGCGACGGCGACGUCGAGCGGUGAUGCGGCGCCGGCGACGGCGAAGCCGGGCGCGGCGGCGGCCAACGGCCCGACUGCCCUGGGCGCGCUGAUGAUGGCUGCCCUGGGAGCCAUUGCUCUGCUGUAA
Molecule: messenger RNA, 564 nt
Organism: Cordyceps fumosorosea ARSEF 2679
Lineage: Eukaryota; Fungi; Ascomycota; Sordariomycetes; Hypocreales; Cordycipitaceae
Exons: 1
Coding region: 1-564 (187 amino acids)
Source: RefSeq, a predicted model, not a curated record